CAGCCAUUUCUACCUCUGCUGCUUCCUGGUUGCUUUUGGCGCCAUGUUUUCUCUCGUCUCCGGGGCAAAAUGGAUGAGUGAUCCUAGGAAAUAACGGAGAAAUCCCUACCUAGGAGGCCGAAACGGCGGCGGCAGCAGCUGCUGCAACGAGCCCCCGGGCCCCUCAAAAGGUAUAUAGGCAAAUAAUGGUGGAGCACGUGUUUUCUCUGACUCGGGGGACAGCUCUCGUGGAAAAUGCGACCACCCCCCCAGAGAGGCAUCUGAAAAUUGUAUGCUACAAAUGCAGACAACAGCUCGAAGUUGUUGGUUUGGAUCCAGACGAACAACGCAGUCUUAAUGGUGCCUAUGCAGCAGUAAGUCCUAGGGAAUCCAAUGGGCCUUGCUCCCCAAUUAAGUUGGUUUAGGAUUGCAGCCAUCCUUGCGUUGAAAUCAGGGUCUAAAUUUAGCCGCGGCGACUAACUGAAGCCCCACUGAUUUCAGCGAAGGCUGCACUCCUAGGCACCCUUACCUGCUGAGAGCAAAUCCUGGGUACGUCCAUUGCUGCAGUUAAGUCCCGCUGAGUUCAUCGAGGCUUUACUUCUAAAUCGUGCAUACAUAAGAAGAUUGCGCUGUUAAGAGGGACUCGUGUCGUCUGAAUCCUACCAUUAUCCCUGUAUUGCAACUUGCAGACGUAGGGCUGACAGCGGCAUAUCACACGCACACGUCGCAGUCACAAACCUGAACUGACUUGAGUAUGCAGCCAAACCAGCUCAAGUUAAAUUCGCCAGCCCUUUCUAAAGCCUCCCCUCGUGCAGCUUUCGUGCAAUAGCACCGAGCUUUUUACCUCUCUAACUCUGCAAUCCUAUGCAUAUGUCUGCUGCCAAGUAAGGUAGGAUUGCAGCCCGACCAUACAAAAUAAUAGGAGACGAGACCCAAAAUCACGCAGCAAAUGAGAGGAUGUGACUCUCGUCUUCCUUCCUAUAUUUGUGGUCUUCGGGCGCGUUGCUUCCGAGACUGCUUCGGGCUCUGCGCCUGCAUUCAGGGGAAGCCGCGCAGGUGUUGCCUCCUUGCCGAAAGCCCUCGAGGCUCCCAAGGUGCAUAUUGCCCGCUAGCCUGGAGGACCGAGGCUCCAGUGGCGCAGAUUUCCCCCCCCACACACACACCUCGGUAGUUUGUCUUUAUUAUGUCUAUGGUCGCGAAACGGUCUGCGCGUUAUGCAGCACGAGUUUGCGGAGUGGAGUUGUGGGCAAUCUGCAUUCAGACGUGCAGGACGAGGCGGGGAAGUCUCCGGUAUCACGUAUUUGAAUGGCCCCCUCCCCCGCGUCCCAAACAAAAACUCGUCGCGUUUAAUAGAACUGGGAGAAAGGAUUUAGCGCCCUCUCCCCAGUUAACUGAAGUGCAGGGAGCUUUUUAACUUAGAAGAAUAUAUAAAAAUAUUGCAUCUCCCUUGCACACACACAGUACGGCGUGUGGGUGGGUGUGUUGUUAGUUUUUUAAUGUUUUGAUUUUGUUUUUACUUGUGCUGUUUUGUUACUUUGCCGUUUGUGGCCUUGGCUCCUUUGAUGGGGAUGGUAGGAUAAAAAUACAUUAUCCAGAAUGUUUGGAAGGCAUUCUUAGUGCAUAAUGUGGGUAGUAGAGAUCCUGUUAGUGAUCGUGGGUGUGACUCCCUCAAGCUCAAGAUUUGUUGGAUUUUAGCCUUUAGAGGCUAGGGGUGGUGGUUGAUUUCAUUCUCUGCUCAGUCAUAGAUAUAAUCCUGUCUCUAUUUCGGAGGAUUCAACUCAAAAUUCUGCGCAACCAAAGAGUUAGGAAAGAAUGCCUGGCCACUUUGAAUCAACGGCCUUUUCAUCUCUUCCUAUAUACUGUAUAUUUUUUUCCAAAGGAAGGGAAUUUUGUCUCAAGUACUGUAUCCGCUUUGCCUAUCCAUAUCGGCCAUUGAGAACUUGUUUUUUGUUUGCUUGUUUGUUUUGUUUUUAAAAGUGUAAACUCUAGCACAUUUGUGACACUGUAGAAAUCACACAUGUAGACAUUUCCCAGACUAAAUCCCUUUUUGUUUUGUUUUAUGCUUUACCGUGUUUGUUUCCUCUCUCAGAAACUUCAAAGAGGAAUGUCAUGCUAUCUCUAUGCGGAAAACUUUCCAGAUAGAGGAUCUGUCUACGUUCGGGAAAAUGGACAGCUAUAUAAGGCAAAUCAAGCAUCAGGAGGAGUAAACAACAGUGAUCCAAAGCCAAGGCCUUCAAGACUCUUUUCCAAAGGAUUUUCUGUUGAGCUCUAUGUGAAUAGGGAAAAUGACAAUGGAAGGACAGAUCACUUCAUCUUCACUUACACAAAGAAGGGAAAUCUUCGCUAUUCUGCCAAAUCUCUCUUCAGCCUAGUUCUGAGUUACAUUGCUGACAACAUUCACCAUGUUGAUUCACUGGUUGACUUUCCAGAACAGAUAGCCGAAAAGCUUUUCUAUGCAGCAGAUGCUAGACAGAAAUUUACAGAACCAAGAACAGGACUCUGUGCUUUGCAAAAAUUUAUUGAUGCUUAUGGAAGUUUAGUGCUUCAGACUCUAUGCUUGAAAAAUGGGUAAGCAUGCAUAACUUGUUCUUAGUAGCACACCUGCACCCCCAUUAAAGGAGUCCUCAAUAAAGUAGCAAAUCACACUGCCUAGAGCUAAAUUAAAAGGAUACAAAGUGAAUAAGGUAGAAUACUGUUGUGUGGCCUGUUCUGGCUGUUCCUAGUGCUUCAUAGUAUUUGAAUUUGGAACAUAAACCACUUUACUUAGGUUGGAAAGGCAUCCAACUAAAAACUUUAAUUUAUCUUUUUUAUUGUUUUGGCAGCUUUACUUAUUUCUGUGUGGAGUAAUGGAGCAAUAGCAUUGCUUUACACCUUACAAAUAAGAUUCGGUAUUGGCCUUUAAAUGUAAAUCCUUUUAUCUUUCCUAAGUGCAAUUAGUUGAAAAUAAGCUUUCUUGAACAUUGCUUCCAAACAACUAAAUUUAGGCUCAGUGUGGUUCUUUGUACUCUUCACAGCAAAUCUAGGAAUGAAUACUGGCUUCUUCUUCAUAGUCUUAUCUGCACCAAAUAUAUUUUUCCUAGAACAGAUGCUCUUUUACAAGUUUCUGUUAUAUAUAUGGCUUACUAGGACUGUUAUUGUUUCUCGUAUCGGGCUUUCUCAUAGCUGAUUAUUUAGCACUGGGACCGGGAACCUUAGGCUUGGGGGCCUAAUGCACUCUUCCUGUCUGGCCUCUCCCCAGAUCACCUCCCUCACCAGUUCUGCUUUGCACUCCCCUCAGAUAUUUUUUGCUUGAGUAGAAUGUGUCUCUGAACUCUGAUGAUAUUUCUUGCUUGCUUGGAUGGGGGAUAGAAAGGGAUGUGUGAGCAUGUGUAGAAACUAGCCUACUGGUACAAAGGCAAAAUCCAUACUGGGGGCUCUGCCCAGUUUUCCCUCUGGCCCACCCAUUCUUAGGAGGCUGCCCAUGAGGAAUUGUAUCUGUUGGUGCUGAUAAAGGUUCCUCACUCCAGGUUUACUGUAGAAUAGAGCAUAAUCAGAAACAGAAUAUUGGAUCAGGGCAUUGAGGAGAUUCUUGGUUGCUUUGUAAAAUACAUAUAUAUCUCAACUGGACUAAACUAAUCUCAUAGGCGUUUCCCCCAUUGACAGAGUUGGUUGGUGGUGCUAAAUCUAUGGGAAUGUCCCUCUGUCCUGUCCCAAAGAGGGACAGAACUUUAUGUAUGCCACAACAGCAGCAAGAAUUCUUAUUGCAAAGUAUUGGAAGACACAAGAUCUACCCACCUUGGAAGAAUGACAGAUGAAGGUGAUGGACUAUAUGGAACUGGCGGAAAUGACUGGCAGAAUCCGAGACCAGGGAGAAGAGUUGAUGGAGGAAGAUUGGAAAAAGUUUAAAGAUUAUUUACAGAAAUAUUGUAAAAUUAAUGAAUGUUAGAAUGAUGUUGGAUAGAAACUAAGUGGUCUUUAGCUGAAAGGUUACAAGGGAAGAUGAAAAAAGGGUUUAUUAUGUAAUAUGUAAAAAUCUAAAAUUACAACAUUUUUAUGAUUGAUGAUUAGGAUACUAAAAGAGGGGAGGGAUUUGCUGAACAAAAUAAUUGAACUGGAAUACAAAAAAGGAAGGUGUGAGGAGGUCCUGGAAAUAAGCAAAUGAAGGUCAAGUAAUGGAAGGAAAGAAUUGUUUUUAAAUAUUUUUACUAUGGUUUUUUUUUUGUUUUUUUUUUUUGUUUAUCUUUGUGUGUUUGGUAAAACAUUGAAAAUCUUAAUAAAUAUCUUAUAAAAAAAUAAAAAAAAAUAAAUCUAUGGGAAUGAAAGAAACUGGACAAGGGUGCAGAAUCUUACAGUUGUGUUUGCUCUUUUACAGUUACCUAGUUAUUUCUGAAAAACUUGAAGAAAUUAAAUCUUUCCGGGAUCUGACAUGCUUGGAUUUGUCCUUCUGUAAACUUGGAGAUGAGCAUGAGCUGCUGGACCAUAUCACCAACAGGACACUAUCUAGGUACCAGUUUGCUGCAGAGGAAGUGAACAUUUGGUUUGUUGUUGAAAGAACUGUGGCAAUAUAAAUCAGUCUUAAAUGCAGAAAGUCUGAAACUCAGCAAAUUUUACUAAUUGUAUAUCUCACAGCUGGCUUAGUUUUAGAACUUUCCAUUUGGCUUUGCAAAACUCCCGUCUACUUACCAAGAGCUUCUGAGGGUUUUUGGUUUUUUUAAAGAAAGAAAAUAAAACAGUAUGUAAAUUUUAUUAAAUAAAUAAAUAAAUGUGUAAUUGUAGCUUUUACAUUUACCUUAGUUUAACUCGGCUUUUCCUGAAAGAUAACUGCUUGUCAGAUGCUGGUCUUCGCAAAAUGACAGCGCCUGUCCGAGUGAUGAAAAGGGGCCUUGAAAAUCUCUCAGUAUUGGAUUUGUCUUGUAAGUAUAGCUUCAGGUUGGAAACAGGGUAUAUGCAUUGUAAUCCAGCAUUCAUCCUUGCCAGUAUCAGAAGAAUUUAAUAAAUAAAAAUUAAUCACUAUUGAGUACCCAUUACAAGAGAGAUAGAAACCAGAAUAGCUGCUGUUCAAUAUUGUUGAUUAAAACCGGCUGCUGUCCAGUUUACACAAGAGAUGGUCAAAAUGUGCUGUGUAUUCUGCAACAGAAAUAGCCAAUUUUCUGCUGCACAGUUUAAUAUGGAAACCAUACAUUUUAGUAGCUAUUGUAUGGGCUAAUCCUAGAUUUACAUCAUAGCAAAUAUCUGAUAUAGUUCCAUGUCAGCUACCAGAACCCAGCCCUUGACUGGAUAUAGCUUUGAGCUACUUCUUUGAUAAACCAAUUGAAACAAAGGUAGUGAUUGCAUGCGAGGCUCUGUCAAGUAGAGCUUAGAAAGGCUGAGCUGUAUAUGGCUGUGGAAGGGUUAGUUUGCAUAGAUUGCUUUGCACAUCAAAAGGAGGCCCAAAGUAAUUUAGAAUAACAGAGUGCAAAAUGCAUAAAUUCAACAAAACAAUACAAAACAUAAAACACUGAGUGUUCAUUCAAAGAAAAUGUAAUUAGAACAGCACAAAAUAACCACUCCCUUCAUACAGGAUCACCACCAUUUGCCACCAAAGGCUUGGGGGCAUAAAACCAUUUUCACUUGACACCAGAAAGAUGACAGUCGUCUUUUUUGCCAAGACUUUAGACACAAUGAGUCUGUGGUUUGGGAGAGUUUCGGGUGCAAAGUUACUAUAUACUAUCAGAACUUGGUUUUCAUCCAAGUGUGCAGAACCCUAUUACAGGUGCUGACCAUUUUAGGCACAUCCAAUUGACGUGUGACCACCGAUGUGUGGGUCCUUAUGGACCUGAAAGAAGGCAGAAUGGGGGCAGGGUGGAAAGGGGCAAGUUUAUAUGCGCUCCGCCGAUGCUCAUGGGAACCCGGAAAGGAACCCCAAUGCGAAAUGAUUGCUGCCUGUAUUACAAACUAAGGUAUUGGAUAUCAUUAACAUUGACUUUCCAUAUUGACUUAACCAUUAGUACCUAUUUUAUAUUGUAGGCAUUUAUGUAUUUUUUUAUUUUCUUCCAGUCCCUGGGAACUAACAAACCAUAUCUAGAUAUUAAGGUAGAGCUGUGUUUACCAGAAAAAACCCAGUUAACUUUUUACCACCCCUACUCAUGUAAAGUAUAUGCAGAUUUAUUCUGAAUUACUGGGCCGUAUCUAUACUACAAACAGUCCUUUUGCUUAAUCCGCUUUAUCAUUUACGUGCAACUUGAAACUAUUUUGUAAUUUAGCUUAAUUUUAGAUUUAAUACAAUAUUCUUGAUUUUAUAUAGGUAAUCCAGGAAUCACCCGUUUGGGACUCAGGUAUCUGCUUCCUUUCAAAAAGCUGAACUGUUUGGAUCUUUCUGGAACUUGCCUCAAGGUGAACAUAUUUUUCUGCUCUGCUGAAUAUCUGGAGCAUUUUUAGCACAGAAAUGAAAUGCAACUCAUGUUAUAUUUACCGCGGUUUCAAAGAAAAGUCAAAAUUUUGUCUUUCUAUAAAGUCAGACUUUGGUUGACAAUUAUUUCUUUAAGGGGAUUUGUUUUGGUUUUUCUUUUUACCUAGGACACAAAUGCUGUUGUUUGCUGGAUCCAGACACAAAUAGGUCUCGCUCAUUCAGAGGUGCCCUUGAAAGCAUUUGAUCAUAAUAGCUGCAAAACAGAGGGAUGGGCAGAGCAGGUAAGUCUUAAUGUACCUUCUUGAACUAUUUCUUGACUUCAUUUAGCAAGCAUCUUCCUAUGUGGUAAAAAGUGAUUUUCCUGUGUGGUAAAAAGGGGGGAUUUUCUAAAUGACUCAGAACCUAGAGAAUUACCUCUCUAUCUCCCUAUCUGCCUUCCUCUCAUUAAUACUCCAUUAGUAGAUUAUGGCUUGUAUACGCUUUUUAACAGAAAUCUAGUUUUCCUUUUAAGACUGUGUGAGUUGUUAUGCAAACUCCAUAUGGCUCAGUCAACUGUAUAUCACUCAGCACUGGGAUGAAUACUGUUGAAUCACAGGGGAACUGCCAUGCAUUAACAAACAACACUUGAAAAACUGUAAACUCAUAUUCACACUGAAUGUCAAGUUAUAGUGGUGACCUAUUAGCUUUGAAUAAGUGUGCUGCCUACUGAAACUUUUUUGCAAUUCUACUUUUCUCAGACCAUCUUGCAAUGGGAGCAUGCAGUGCAAGAAGCAAUUAAACCACAAGAAAGCCUGAAAUCUCGAACUGCAGCUCAGCUUUUCUGUAAGCAACUUGCAUGAAGAUACAAAUUUCUAAACUUGGGAUUAGAGCUAGAGUGCAUUUUUGUAAACUGAGCUAAAGAUGAUUGAAGCACCGCUGGAAAACAGCGAAUGCCAGUGGAGCUUUCCACAGAGUCACCCCUCAUAGUAGCUCCAAGAACUGAAGAGGCAAGCUAGUUUUGAAACAUGAGCAGUGGCUUGUUUCUUUGACCGUAGGCGCUUAUAGCUGCAGACAAAGAAAGUAGCAUUAUCGCUAUGCUUCUCUGUGGUCAGAGCAAAGCGCUUAGACCUUAGCAAUUAAUUAGAAAUAGGUUAGGAGAGAAUUAAAAAGACAGCUGGAAAUAUCAUUCAAUUUGUAACAUGUAAUACUAGAUCAUUUAAGUAUAAAGGCCUAGAUUUUGUCAUGCUAGUAACAUGCAGCUACAUUCAGAAUUCCGUGUAACAUUGCUUCUGCAAAUGUGUUCUUUUGCAUAGAAGCUGCAGGUAACCUCCACCAACACCACAUUUAUGUUCUAUUUUAAAAUGAUAGGAGAGGUCACAAUAGCAAUUCUUGAGAAGCUUUGAACCCUUAAAAUAUUUUGACUACAGUCAUACCUUGUUUUUCGAACAGCUUAGUUCUCAAACAUUUUGGCUCCUGAAAGCUGCAAACCCAGAAGGGACUGUUCCAGUUUACAAACUAUUUUUGGAAGUAGCGCUUUGGUUUCUGAAUGUUUUGGAAGUCGAAUGGACUUCCAGAACGGAUUCCGUUCGACUUCCAAGGUACGACUGUAUUUGGAAACUGCCUCUAGGUUAACUCUUCUGUUAGUGCAACUGACCCAAACUGAACAGUGCAAAAUUAAGCUAUAUUCAAAAUUAUGUGAAGUUACUUCACAAAAUUUGUCUUGCAGAUGGAAAAAGAGCCAGGACAGAAGAACCUCUUGAAUUAGAGCCUUCUGAGAACCUGCAGUUCUACAGGCCAAGAGCAGAAAUGUUAAAUUUACCUGUACUAAUAGGGAAGAGUGAAGAAUUACAGAAGAAGAAAAAGAGAGCUUCAGCUGAGCACGAAGAACAGCGUUUUAAAUCAAAGCAGCUGAGCUUUUCAGUGGCAGACUGGGACUUACUAAAUUCUUACUGAGUAUGAGUUACAUGCAAAUAAACACUUUUAAAAGAAAAAAAAUGGCACAGCUGAAUUUUCUGCUUUCCAUCAAAACAGAUAGUGG
This is a messenger RNA of Podarcis lilfordi (Lilford's wall lizard), 8363 nucleotides long. NCBI's taxonomy places the organism in Eukaryota, Metazoa, Chordata, Lepidosauria, Squamata, Lacertidae. The record is from the annotation of a GenBank genome assembly.